Molecule: messenger RNA, 2214 nt
Organism: Paramecium tetraurelia
Lineage: Eukaryota; Ciliophora; Oligohymenophorea; Peniculida; Parameciidae
Exons: 2
Molecular function (GO): ATP binding; RNA helicase activity; RNA binding
Source: RefSeq, a predicted model, not a curated record
AUGUAGAAGAGACAAUUGGUAGAGGAUUUCGCAGAAUCUAAGUAUUUUGACAAUGAUGAUGAGAAAUUGACAAAUGAGCAAGUGAGGAAAAGAGAGAUGGAGCAAUUGAAAAAAGAUGAAGUACAGAAUGAUGAAUUGGACCCUUUGGACACUUAUAUGCAAGAUAUAGAGAAAUAGUAUUAAUAGGAUUUGGCUGAGCCAAAAAAGGUGAAAAAGUUUGAGGUUGAAUAAUUUGAGAAUGAAGACCCAAUCCUAUCAUAAUAUGAAAUAAUCAAAUAAAAUAAAUUGAAUUAAUAAAAAAAAUAAAAGCAGCAGAAUGGAGAAAGUGAGGAUUCAAUGCCAAGUGAUUUUGAAGUAGAUGAAAUAGAUGAGGUUGAGAAAAAGAAAAAAAACAUAGAACCCUUGCAACUACUUGAUCAUUCUUAAAUCUAAUAUGAGGAAUUCGAAUCAAAUUUCUAUUAAGAACACGAAGAAAUAGCCAAUUUAAAUGUAGCUCAAGUAGAAAAAAUAAAGCGAGAAUAUUAAAUCCAUGUUAAAGGCAAUAAUGUACCAAAACCAAUAAUAUCAUUUGGUCAUCUCUAAUUGGAUUAGAAACUAGUCAAUAAGAUAGUAGCUUAGAACUUUGAGAAACCAACUGCAAUUCAAAGUUAGGCUUUGCCAUGUGUAUUGUCAGGAAGAAACGUUAUUGGAGUAGCUAAAACAGGGUCUGGUAAAACUAUAGCAUAUGUUUGGCCAAUGCUUGUUCAUGUGAGUGCACAAAGGGCAGUAGAGAAAAAAGAAGGUCCUAUAGGAUUAGUAGUAGUACCCACAAGAGAAUUGGGAUAGUAAGUCUAUUUGGAAACUAAGAAAUAUGCUCAAUUAUUUCAAAUCAGUGUCAGCGCUCUAUUGGGAGGUGAAAAUAAGCAUCAUUAAUGGAAGGAAUUGAGAGCAGGAGUGGAUAUCAUCAUAGCUACUCCUGGUAGAUUGAUUGAGAUGGUAAAGAAGAAGGCGACGAAUUUACAGAGAUGCACCUACAUUGUUUUGGAUGAAGCUGAUUAGAUGUUUAGUUUAGGCUUUGAAUAUUAGAUCAGAUCAAUUAUAGGUCAAAUAAGACCAGAUAAAUAAAUAUUGUUAUUUACAGCAACGAUGAAAAAGAAGAUAAGAUAGUUAUGUGUAGAUAUGCUUAUUGAUCCUAUUGUUAUUACGAUUGGUGAGAAUGAAAAUUAAGUAAAUGAGGAUAUUAAAUAAUUACCAGUAAUUGUCGAUGAUGACGAAGGAAGAUUGAGGUGGCUAUUGUAGAAUUUGAAAACAUAUUUGUAAAAUGGCAAAGUAUUAAUAUUUGCAAAUUAAAUGGGAUAAUGUGAGUCAUUGCUUUCAGAAAUCAAAUAAAAAUUAGGCAUUUAGGGACUCACUCUUUAUGGUGAUAAAUUAUAAUACGAAAGAACUUUAAUCAUUAAUCAAUUCAAAUAACAUGUCCAUUUGUUAAUUGCUACAGACAUAGCAUCAAGGGGAUUGGACAUUAAGGAAAUAAGAACAGUCAUUAAUUACUUUCCUCCUAAAGAUGCAGAUAUAUACAUCCAUAGAAUUGGAAGAACAGGAAGAGCUGGAAAUUGUGAUGGCGUUGCGUAUUCUUUGGUGCAGAAAUAAGAUUGGAAAUUUGCAAUUAUGUUGGUUAGGAGUAUCGAAUUGGCAGGACAGAUUGUACCUCAAGAACUUGAAGAAAUUGCAAAUCUGGAUGAUCAUUUUAAAAUGGAUAGAAUGAAAAAGAAGAUGGGUUAUGAUUAUGCUAGAGGUAAAGAUGCUAGCAAGAUUCUUCAUUAGGCUCUUAAAAGGCAGACCAAUUCAAAGGCUGGAUUGGGAUUUGAUGAAUAGGAACCUAAGAAAUAGAAAAAGAUAUAAUAAUAAUAAUAGAAUAAUCCAGGCAAUCUAGAGACUCCAGUGAAAAUACUCCCUGUUGUUACCUUGGCUUAACCUACUAAGUCGAUUGGACAAUUUAGAAAUAAAUGGUAAGAUUUCAACCCUUAUGAAAAUUACGACAAUUAUGCUGCCACUGUUGCUGUGCCUGGAUAAUUAGAGAGGGAUUAAGUCAUUUAACAUUUUUAGGAAUAAAUGAGAGGGUAAUUCAGAGCUGGAUUCAAAUCUGGAGGUGUUGCUUAGACCACGAAUAAGAAACCCGUGGUUAAAUUUUUGAAUGAUCCUAAUAAUUAGUCUAAUUAGCAGCAGAAGAAAUAAUGA